Molecule: messenger RNA, 5998 nt
Organism: Cydia splendana
Lineage: Eukaryota; Metazoa; Arthropoda; Insecta; Lepidoptera; Tortricidae
Exons: 7
Coding region: 123-2165 (680 amino acids)
Cellular component (GO): nucleus
Molecular function (GO): ubiquitin binding; endonuclease activity
Source: RefSeq, a predicted model, not a curated record
CUCUCACUGUAAAUGCUCCAGAGUUUGUUCCUAAACCACCUAGAAAUACUGAACUUAAUUCUACAGAACCAGAUAGAUUUUUGCCAUCCAGUUCCCAUUAUAAUGAUUGGUCAAAGAUUUCAAUGUUCAUGCCAUCAUGGACUGAAUCUCAACCUACUAGUUUACUGGACACACCAAAUGUUGAAGUAGAGAUGGCAACAAGUGGCACUAGUGUAGAAUUUGGAGACACUGACGUCAAUCAUACAACCUUUAAAAUUCUUAUCGCUACACCUAGAGAUAUUAACUUUUACUACACGGGAUUAAAUGAAGAAAAGAUUCCUAAUAAGCGAAUGUUGGACAAAAGCAGCAUGACGAAUGAUCACGAUCACAUUGCUAUUGAAACUGUUAGAUGCAAAAAUGAAGAGAAACACUUUAUUGCUUUUAGAAAACUGUUCAAGAAUAUAUCCAAAGUGGAAUUGAGGGAUAUAUUUGACAAAUGUGUAGGCGAUGUAAACUGGGCUGUUGAUAUUGUCCUAGACGGCAUGGCUAAUAAUCAAUUGCACACUAGUACUGGAGACAUUUCGGAUACAGAAGAUUUUGACGACGAACAGUGUGACUGUCUAGCAGCAUACAACAUAAUACCAAACGUUAAUACGCAGCCGAAAGCAACUAUACCCAUUCCAGAUCUAAGCCCAACUGAACUCGCACAAGGAAUAUCAGGACCUAGUACACCGAAAUUGAAAAAAGAGAAGAAUCUUUCGGAAUCCUCUAUACAGUUAAAACGUCAAAUAGAGCAAAACGUAGUUAUAUCUGACAGUCAUUACUCUAACCAUUGCCUUAAAAUAAGGAAAAUGCGCCGCGGUGAAGUGGACGAUGGUCAAGGUGUUUCACAUCCACAAGAAACAGAAGACAGAGAAAGAGACAGUCCUAUAGCUUCCACAUCAACUGCUUCUGAACCUGUAGCGGAGUCUUAUUUGAGUACUGAUGAUGACGAUUCUCAAACCGCUUGCAGUGAUGAUGGCGAAAGAGUUGUCAACGUUGAUUUGGGAGCAGUCUUUAUUUCAGAGCUAGACCACAUGUUUGGCCGGAACGAUAUGCUAUACCCAGAUAACAUACUGACAAGAGUGAACAUGCCAGUUUCCUUGCUAAAUGAAAUUAACGCUCUUUGGAUUGAGUCAUUUAUGUAUCAAUUAGAUGAGCAGUCGCGCCAGUCGGAAAUAAUGCUACGCCAAGAUGAAGAAUUUGCGAGGCAGUUGGCUUUAAAAGAAGAACAAUUGGCUAAAGCGGGGCAAGAACCCGCCGUUCCAGACUUAAAAGACAUUAUGGAUAUGGAACUAGCACUGUCCAUUUAUAAGAAGGAGAUAACGGCAGAAUGGCGCAAUAAUGUGCCUAAUGAUUUGGCCGCUAGAAUGACGAGAGAGAAACUGUACAAUUUGUUCCCUGACGUGAAUCCAGAAAUUCUCUCCGAACUUCUUAUGGCUCAUGACAAUAAUUUUCAAGCCACGGUUGAGGUAUUAUUAUCAUCAACAGGCAAUGCCAAAAUACUGGAAGAAGAAAAUGGUGUAGCAAAAUUUAUAACUACAAAAGAACUAGAACGCCAUGAAAAGUUGAUUGAAGAACAAAAAAAGGCCCUGUCGGAAGUGGAGUGGCCCUUGCUACCUAAAGAUGACAAGGUCGACAUGAACAUGGUACAUGAGUACCGAACCAAAGCCAGCGAACACCUGGAGCAGCGGAAUCUGUACCGACUGCGAGCCGAAAGCUACCUGGCGCGCAACAUGCCUCAAAUCGCCACGUACUACUCCGACGUGGCGGUGUUGCAUAAGAAGAAGUUCGACCACGCCAACAGUUUGGCGGCUGCUUCCCUGAUGCAGGUCCACGCGGCAAAAAACACCGACAAAUCCACAAUCGACCUUCACUUCAUGCGCGUCCUCGAAGCCAAAGAGACACUAGACUUGUUCCUCGACUCCCACAUCCGGAAGUUGCGGGAGUCGCAGACGAAAGGGCCGCGGUUCCACACGUUGUUCUUCAUAACGGGCCGCGGCUUGCACAGUCCGGGCGGGCCGGUGAUCAAACCGGCCACGAAACGGAGGCUUCGUGAGAGGGGCAUAGCAUAUUCUGAACGCAACCCGGGCCUCCUGACAUCGCGAGUGUGCGCCGAGGACAAGCUGACGCACGAGUUCCAAUAGUACGCGCCCGCCCCGCGCCGCGCCGCGCUGCUGCCGUCCUUCCUGUACGUCUACAACCACGUCGUCGGCGAACCGUGCCCUUUCGACCACGGGUUCGUGCAUAUAUCCCUCCUGCUCCCAGGUUUCGUGCUAAAUCACAAUCAGACCGUGUUCAGUUUUUGUGAUGACCCCCCGCUUUUGGUGUGCACUACUAUUAUGCCGAUACCGGGCAGCUGGCUCGCUUUAUCUUAUACUUGGAUAGUUGAACGCAACGGCGACCCGUUUAUUGUUAAUCGUGGACCGUGAGAGAUGCCCCACGUGCUGUGAAUACAAUACAAUUCGUCAUCAAGAGACGAUUCAACUCGAUGCUUGGAAGGUUCAGUAACAAAAUCUCUCGAGGGUUCACAUUUCUUGAAUUAACACAAAGUUUCAAUUUGUAGGUAUAGUCUGCUCCCUCCGCAUUGUCCAGUUUACAAUACAAUGUCGCAUACAUAAAUGCCGUUAGCUUUUUUCAAAAGCAAAUGAAUAAAAGACGAAAAUUAAUAACUAGCAGCUCUGACUCGGCUACGGCGAUGUAUUUUGGUGUUGGAUUGUCAAGUGUCAACGGUUUUAUCGUCUUGACAAUGCCAAGAAACCUUGUAGGUACGGCUUAACAUGUACUAGUUGUCCGUGCUACCACUAAAUAGCAUUUUGGCUAGAGUCGGACCACGCUAAUUAUUCGUGCCAAGAGCUAAGUCUAUAGGGAUAGGGAUAUGCAUGCAUCAUUCCUCCUAUGUUCAUGCAAAGUUAGGGUGGUCAGAGUCUAUUUUAUUACAACUUUUAUCUUGUAGGAAAUAAGAUUUUAAAUGUCGAGUAGUGAUGUCACCCCCGUCCUUAGGUGUUAUAGUAAUGUUGCAAUAUGUUAAUUAAAUGUUGCACACAAAUACCGAAAAUAAGAUAAAACCGCCAUUAAACAAUUUAUUUUUCGUAACUGCAUAUUUUAAAUACUAUCUAAUCUUAAUUAUAAACAAAAAACGUAAAUACACUCAUGGAUACAUUUAGAGGAACGCAAUAACAAAGUUUAGCUACUAAUUUUGAAAUUCAGUGCUGUAAUUCAGUAAUUAAACUUUUUUUGCGUUCCUCUAAAUUUCUCCAUGCUCUAAAAUCGUAUAAAUAUGUUGCCAAUUCACUUUUGUCAAUAACGCGACUAUAUUUAAGACUGAGACUAGGUACAAUGACUUUAACAAAAAUCUAUUUUGAUAAUUGUAGCAUCGACCAUUUACUGACCAAAUCAUUUAGUACAGAAUACAAUAUUUCGGCAUACCUACGUAAAACUAGUCAAUAUAUCAUAAAUCAUAAUCUAUGAUCUUAAGAAUCGAUCUUAGAGGUAUUAUCUACUACAUGUGUAAAUGGAAUACAAUGUCAUAUUUAAGAUUACAUUUUGCUUAAUGAAAGAUUUAGACGCAAUUACAUUGGACAAAGAAUUUGGACAGGUGGAAUACCACCCUAAGGGUCUCCCCAGAUAUAUCGACACGCAUUCGGCAAAAUCCGAUAGGAAAAAGCUUUAUGUCUGCGCAAUAAGAGCGAAAAAGUCGUCGUUAGGCUCGGCUCGCAUCGGCCGGCACCUGCCGACGCGCUCGUAUCGGCCGGCACCUGCCGACGCGCUCGCAUCGGCCGGCACCUGCCGACGCGUCGCGUAUGUGGGGGAACCCUAAAGCGGAUGUUAUCAUCAUUGUAAGAAACACUUCGCUUCUAGACAGGCCGGUUGUAUUCUCAAAUUCUUCAACAGGUCCCCGCGAUUAUGACCUAACGUAGUAGUUGUAAAACAAAUGGAAAAGUACCCGUAUUACAAGUUACAAAUGUUCAUGAAACGGGCCCAGAUCGUUGAUCCAACUGUAAGUAAAAGGUACCGUUAAACCACCAAAUUAUAGUCCAAAAGGUCCCAACUAUGGACCAAAAUGAACUCGAAUAUCUUCGUUCAGCACUUAAAUGUGCAGCAGAUGUCGCGCUAUCGGUAUAUAUCGAGUUGUAUUCCAUUUACAUCCAGAAUUCUAUUUAUAUACAAAUUUUUAAUAGCACUUUUCUAAAAACAUGUUCAACCCUAUAUCAACCUUCGUGCAUUCCGACAAGGUUCACGAUGACGAUUAGUGGUGGCAGCUGGCAGCGUCAUAAUUCAUAUUAAGCAUAGAUAUUUUGUAGUAUUAAAAAUAUUAUUAUAUAUUUUCAAUUCUUAAUUUCCACUAGGUUUUCACUGCCAUAAAAGUAUAGCUGCCAAUUACUUCAUACAAACAAUCGGUUUAUAGUUUGGCCAACCAGGUAUCAUGUACCUCCCGAGCCUACUUUUGUACUGUCCUAUUCAAAGAUUGCGAAAUAGUUGGCCAUACGUAUAUAGGUAGUUAAAUGUAUGAUAUUCUCUAAACAGUUUACAGCUUUUUUAAGAGACGCUAAAAAGACAUUUUCGUUUAUUUCCAUUUAUUAAUUUUAGUUAACUUUAAUUACAUUUAUUUUGAACCUAAGUACACUGCCGCCUAGGGAUUCUUUUAUUGAAGAUUUAACAUUUGUAAAGCCUUAUUUAUAGUUAAAAUCAACGGCAAAGACAUAAUCAGACGCACAAAAUGACAUUUAACUAGACUAUUGUAUAUUGUGACAGUUAAACUAAAUGGCGCUUUGUUGGCCAUGUAUUUGUUGUACAUGAGGGGUAAGGAAACGUAGUUCCAUGCCAUCUAUGUCUCCUGUUGUCCUGAUGGUUUCACCACUUUGUGCGUCUUACACAUUAAUUACUUAUAUUAAGUUACUGUCUAAAUAAUUCACGUUAAAUCAUCCUCCACAUUUUGAAGCUCAGUUAAGUGUUGAUGUUAUUAGUGUUAGUAAGUACAUUGAAAUGAAUGUUGUAGGAAUUCCAAAAUUAUAAAUGUAUUUAGAAGUAGGUGAAUGUUAAUAAAGCACUUUUUUCGGCCUCGCGUAUAGUUAUUGAAAAGGGGAUUGUGCCAUAUUAUGGUCCAUGUUACAUGAGAGAUACUUUUUGUUAAGUAAUAUAGUUUUCUAGUUUCACAGAUAAAUGGUAAAAAUACACACAAAUAGAGCAAUUAUUUUAUUCGUAGCCGUAACGCUCCGGCAACCUAUUACUUUUUUAUUGUGUAAUAUCUAUCGAAAUCUUGGAGUUACCCGCUACAUAACAGAUCUCAUAUACUAAGGGAUAAGUUCGCCUUUAUACCUCACUUUCCGAAUUGUUUUAGGAACCUUAUUUGUGUAUGUCCAACAAUAAAGUUCAUACUUUUAUACAACCUAGAAACCUCAAAAUGUAAGACUUACUAUGUUCGACUUGAUAGCGAUUAGACCAUAUGUUACCGAUUAGCCUUACGAUAUAUUGCUCUACUUUGUGCGUCUUUUUAUUUUUUUCUCUUUGCGUUUAAAACUUCGAAUGUAGGGCUUAGGUGCAAAUAAAGCCUAUCUGCCUACGACACUGAUGAUUCUGGGCUCGAAUUCUGGUAGCGUCUGUGCGGAAAGAGAAGAGUCAUAGAAUGUAUUGGUUCCCUUAUAUUCCACGAUUCGUCUCUUUCCACACAGACGGGUGUUUAUUUGUUGGAAGGGCAUAAUUAUUUGUUCCUAAGUCACGGAUGUUAUCUGCCUAUCUUACAUAUAUCAAAGAUACAUUGAUUGAGUAAUAUGCGUAAAAUCUAAGACAAUUUUGUGCUUCGAAUUUGACAGGUAAACGAGAUGGCGCUAUACAGCUCCGUACAUUUUGUGGUAACUCUGAUUGUCAAAAGUUGACGUUUGACAAUUCAGUAACCGCAAAACAUAUGGCGCAGUACAGCGCCAUCUGUUUUGGAUGUCAAACUAAGGCACGUUUUUUUCUUAGACUUUACAAUAAAUUA